Messenger RNA from Jatropha curcas, 1717 nucleotides. RefSeq names its product F-box and associated interaction domains-containing protein (gene CPR1). Gene Ontology annotation, molecular function: protein binding. NCBI's taxonomy places the organism in Eukaryota, Viridiplantae, Streptophyta, Magnoliopsida, Malpighiales, Euphorbiaceae. The record is from RefSeq and is a predicted model, not a curated record.
ACAAUUAGUAGAAUUACCGAGUAAAUUUUAAAUCCUUAUCGCAGCGGCCAAACCAUACGAUAUAAGGAUGAUUGUAGAGAGUAGAUGUUCAAUACAAAUCCGACAAGAAACAGGACAAACUAUGAACUAACUCAUAUAAAAGCCGCUCAGGGUUGAGAUACGAGGUUGGCAGCAAAUACAAAGCAAGGACGCUCCUUUCCCUUAUUCUUCGUCGCAUUAUCCUCUGCCCUUGUUGGCUGGAGUCAGGUACGCUAAUCUCUGCCAUUGACAUUGCGAGAGGGGUUUUGGUUCUUUAUAUAUUCUGGAUCUACUAGCUUAGUAUUUGGAAUUGAAUCAUCUCUCUGAAAUAGAUAGUAAAACGGAUGUGGCGAAUUAAACGACACAAAUAUUUACCUGUGGUGGAAUUAACUAGUGAUAUUAUUUGGGAAAUUCUUAGGCGUUUGCCUGCUGCGGAUAUCGUUCGAUUCAAAUCCGUGAGCAAAGCAUGGUAUUCCAUUAUCACUCAUCCGCAAUUUCUAAGAGACCAUCUAAACUAUGUUUCCACCGCAGAGAAUGAAUUCAGAACCCUCAUUUUGCACGAAAACAGAUUUCAUCCCAUCUUCUAUCACGAAGAGGAUAACGUCCAGAAAGAGUGUCCAGUCUUGCCUCCUCAGAUGGUGAUUCCUGAAUUUGAUAUUUUUAAUGGUUCUUGUGAUGGUCUGUUGUUAUUUCUAGCCCCACGCCGGACACGCUUUGAGGAAAAUCAUAUCAUCAUAUGUAAUCCUUGUACUAAAGAGCUCAUUAAAAUACCUGUAACUCGCCCUGUUGUACAUUUUCCUCCCGAUUCCAUUGGGCCACGAGAAGAUUUAUUUGGUCUUGGCUAUGAUCCUCACACCGAUGACUACAAAGUUAUCAGAUUCCCUUCUGUCUUCAAGGCGCAGGAGUAUACGACUUUUGAUAAAAAGGAUGGAUUCAAAUGUUUGGUUGAAGCCUACUCUUUGAAGAACAAAUCCUGGAAGACCAUCCAAGAUGGAGGCUUUAUGUACCUCAUGAAACGCGUGGCGCCUAGUACAGUCAACCGACGUCCCCACUGGAUAGCCACCCAUAUUACUAAUCCUAAUUCAUCGCGAUGUGUGAUUUUCUAUUUUGAUGCAGGAAAGGAUAAUUUUGGGGAUAUGGUGCUGCCUCCGUCUGUUCAAAAGAAUGUGAGUGUGCACAAUUAUAGAGGAUUUCUUGGUUUGGCCGAGUAUUCCAUUCGGGGAGACUUCAUCUUGUGGUCUAUUGAAGAAUAUGGAAAACCUGAUUCUUGGGCCAAACUCUUGACUAUCUCUAAUGUACCUGGACCGCAGCGUCAUAUUUGGUAUCACGGGCCGGGGCCAGUGUUCAUUACCGAGACGGGCAAAGUGCUAAUAAGGACUAGAGAAGGACAACUACUCGUGUAUGAUGGGAAGGAUGGUAAAUUCAUCGAACCUUUAAUUCAAGGCCAUAGUGACGGCUUUCUAUGUCGCAUUCCCUACAUUGAGAGCCUCGUUUCACCAAGCGGUGGCAAUUUGAGAUGGUAAUCACUCGAUAAACAGACACCUUAUUACCUGCAUUCCAACAUCAUGAAUGAGAUUCAAUUCGAAUGGCAAUGGGAUUUGCAUAUUAUGCUUCUUGUUCCUGAGAAUAUGUAUUGCUGUCUUUUUAUUAUAUUUUAAAAUUUUCUCUCUAUAUGUAAUGUAUUAUAUACUUUGCUGGA